This is a messenger RNA of Monopterus albus (swamp eel), 5310 nucleotides long. RefSeq names its product excision repair cross-complementation group 6-like 2 (gene ercc6l2). Lineage: Eukaryota; Metazoa; Chordata; Actinopteri; Synbranchiformes; Synbranchidae. The transcript has 20 exons. The coding region runs from base 254 to 5026 and encodes 1590 amino acids. The record is from RefSeq and is a predicted model, not a curated record. Gene Ontology annotation, molecular function: ATP binding.
UUCGGUGCGGCGUUGAUGUUGCUGGUCUUGCUGUGUGUCUCUUUGUGUAUUUUCGCCAGAUAAAUGAACAUUUACGGAUGAAAAAAUAUGAACUACUUGCACAGGAUAUUUGACUUCUAUUAUCUCAGUUUUCUGUGUCCUUCGGACUUUAGCGGUUUUAUUUUGUUGUUAAUGUUAGUUAGGCUAAUAUAAGCUAGCAAACAAGCUACAGUGACUUCUCCAUUAAGAAGACUGCCCUUAACAAUGUGCCCUGAUGGCUUCAGCUUCUGUAAUUGAAAAAGCACCAUGGCGUGAAGGUGACCGUUGUCUGGCUCCAAACACUAGAGACGGCACCUUGAGAGAAGCCACUAUCCAAAGACUGGUCUCCACCCUUCCUAAUAUAGAAACUACAGCAUGGGUGAUGUUUACUGGCCAUAAUAAAGAUGCAGGAGAGAAAGAAGAGGAGGUGGAAGCCAUUCCUCUUUCAGAACUCAUGAGACCAGGUUUGAAUGACUUCAACAAGGAAAAACCUGUGUUUCCGAGCUUUGCCACAGACACCAUGCACGUCCCUUUAGUGCUUAGUGAUGUAGAUGGAGACAGAGUCCCUUACACCAUCAACAGAUACCUGCGGGAUUACCAGAGAGGAGGUAUAAAGUUCAUUUAUAACAACUACGUGCGUUCCAGAGGUUGUAUCCUGGGGGAUGACAUGGGCCUGGGAAAAACUGUACAGGUCAUUGGUUUCCUCGCUGCUGUGUUGCACAAAACAGGCACAUGGGAGGACAUCAAGAACAACAGGCCUCAGUUUCUGCAGAGUCAGAUGCCUUCAGAACAAAGUAAACCCAAGAAAGUGUUCCUCAUUGUGGCCCCGCUGUCAGUGCUUUAUAAUUGGAAAGAUGAACUGGACACAUGGGGUUACUUCCAGUCUGUGGUGGUGCACGGGCUGAGAAAAGAGGAGGAACUGGCUCGCAUUAAGAAGGGACACAUUGAGAUUGCUCUCACUACCUUCGAAACUCUGCGCCUUUGUCUGGAUCAGUUUAAUAACAUAGACUGGUCUGCUGUGGUCGUGGAUGAAGCCCACAAGAUAAAAAAUCCAAACUCUCAGGUCACUCAGGCCAUGAAGGAGCUGAGGUGUAAGAUUAGAAUUGGUCUCACUGGCACCAUCUUACAAAAUAACCUUGAGGAGCUGUGGUGUGUCAUGGACUGGGCCAUACCUGGUUGUCUUGGCAGCUUAGGACAUUUCAAGAACAAGUUUUCAGAUCCGAUUGAGCAAGGGCAGAGACACAGUGCAACCAAACGUGCCUUAGCUAUAGGGAGGAAGACUGUCAGAGUCCUGGCAAGUAGGAUUUCUCACUGGUUCCUCAGAAGAACUAAAGCUCUUAUCAAAGAAGAACUGCCUAAGAAGGAUGACAGGGUGGUGUAUUGUUCCCUGUCAGACAUUCAACAGACUGUGUACCAGACGGUGCUGGACACUGAAGAUGUGACGUUAUUGUUGAGGUCUUCAGAGAAAUGUGAUUGUCAAAGUGGACGCACCCGCAGAGCCUGCUGUUACAAAACAAACUCUGAAGGUGUCCAAAUGAAGGCACUAUACUUCAGUUACUUGGCCAUACUGAGGAAGGUUGCCAAUCAUGUAGCACUACUUCAGUCUACUACAGGAACCAGCAAGAAACAGGAAAAAUAUGUAAACGCCAUUUGCCAAAAGGUUUUCCAAAAGUUUCCAGAUUUUGUGCAGAGGUGCAAAGAUGAAGCGUUUGAGGCCCUGUCAGACCCAGUGUACAGUGGGAAAAUGAAGGUUUUGCAGAAGCUGCUCAAAUACUAUCUGCAAAAGAGAGAGAAAGUUCUUCUUUUUUCUCUGUCAACCAAGCUAUUAGAUGUGCUGGAGAGCUACUGCAUGGCCGAGGGGCUGGACUACAGCAGGUUGGACGGAACCACUAAAUCCAGAGAAAGAGUUCAGAUUGUCAAAGAAUUCAACAGUUCCUCUCACAUCAACCUCUGUCUGGUUUCCACCAUGGCAGGUGGUCUUGGUCUUAACUUUGUAGGGGCCAAUGUGGUAGUGCUAUUUGACCCCACCUGGAACCCAGCAAAUGACCUCCAAGCUAUUGACAGGGUGUAUCGUAUUGGCCAGUGCAGGGAUGUGACUGUUCUCAGGCUGAUUUCAUUGGGCUCUGUUGAGGAGGUUAUCUACCUCAGACAAAUUUACAAACAGCAAUUGCAGUGCUCAGUUGUUGGCAAGGAGAGCGCCCGUCGGUACUUUGAGGCAGUGCAGGGGCAUGGUGUCCAUAAGGGGGAGCUGUUUGGGAUUAAAAACCUCUUCAGGCUGCAGACCCAAGGGACAUGUCUCACCCGUCAGAUACUAGAGCGAGAAGGCCAAGUGGAGGCCGGUGUGAUGACAACCAGCACACACACAGGUGAAGAGGAGGAGGGGAAGAAGGGAGUUAGUGAACCGGCAGGUUCUCCCCCUACACACAGCUCUGUACUGAAUGAUGAAACAGGCCAGGAGAAUAGAGGUGCAUCAAAGAUCCCCAGUGGGGUGCUGGACUUCAGCAGUGGUAGUGAAGAGGAUGAGGAGGAGCAGGGGCUCAAGAGGAAGGCCUCAAACCCCAACGCAGUGGGUAGCAACAGAGGUGGGAAUGCUGCCGCUAGUCCUGGUCAAAUAAGUCUCCUCCAGCAUGGUUUCUCCAGACUCCUUGAAAGGGUUAAAGGAAAACCAGAGUUGGAUGGAGACAGUAGUCCGGAAGUAGAAGAAAGCCCCUCUGACACAGACACUGAGGAGAAAAGGGAAGGGACCUCCACUGGCAUCAAAACAGGGAAUGGUGCAGUUUGUCUCUCUAAGCUGCAAACAAAAUCCUUGGACAUUGGUUCAGACAGAGAAGAUGGGUGGAAUGGAGAUAAGCAGAGUGAUGAUGCUGUAAUAAAAAGACAAUGCCUGAAAGGGUGGACAAAUAAGAAAAUUACAGUUGUUGAGGAGAGUGAUAAAAACCCCUCACCAGACAAAAAGCCUGACAACCUCACAACUACAAUUCCCACAAUGCAUCGCUUUGAGAGUUAUUCUGAGGAAUCUGAGGAUUUAGACCUAGAGAUGACUGCAUGGCCUAAGAAGGAUGCAUCAAAUUCACGUGUUAGAAGACAAGACAAAGGGAGAGGAAGGUUUGGUCAUAAAAGGCAUGCUACUGUAAGGAGUACGGCCACGUCGAAAUACACAGAAGAAAUAGAAACAUUCACGUCUUCAGACGAUGAACACAUUCAUGUCCAGAAAGAAAGAUCUACAAGAUGUCACUUCACAGCUCCGCAGAUGGAAAGAUCCAGAGAUGACGUGCCAAAAGAUGGGCAAAAAGCAACAACUGACAGAACAGAGAGACGCACAGGAAUGUCCAAAGCUGUUUCAUUUACAAGUCUGAAAAGUCAAACUUGCCUAGCACCCAAAGGAAAGGAUGGAACCAUUGACAGCAUAUUGGGUGGUGUGCAGGAGGUGCUAUAUACCCACUCUAACCAGCGCGUGGUGGGUGGGAGCAAAGCAGAGGAGCUGAUCAGUAGAGCAGCUGUACGGGAUGUGUUUGAACGCAAGAUGUACUCUCAGUUCCCAGCCAAUCACCUUCUAGGCACCCAGGAGAGCCUGUCAGUGAGCCAACCAGACAUUGAGCCCUCCCCUGCUGUUGUCAGGCUGGAGAUGCCCACUGUGAACCAUCCAGUCAUCUUCACCAGCCAGAGCGUGCACCACACCAGACACACUACCUUCAUCAUUGGAGAGACUCCCCAGACAAUACGCAGGCAGCAGUUCGAGGAAAUGGCAGAACAAUUCAAAUUUUCCUCAGUUUAUCAGUUUGCAGUAGCGAUUCUAAGAAGAAACUCAGCCCAGAGACUGGCCUGGUUACGACAGUAUUACACUUCACUGAACCGCCCUGACCUAGCCAGUACAGUCACAAACAACUUCCCACAACCUGACUCAGCACAGACCUCCUCCUCGCCAGCUGCUGCCUCCUCGGCAUCCACCAAAACAGCUGCAACAGUAUCUCAGGCAGAGACCAGAACCCCACAAAGGGAUGUUUCAAAAACCAUGAAAAAGCCUAAAUACACCCAGGAGAAACAGGAACCACACACUAAACAAAACAAUGCUUCUGUGACACAGAAAAGGUCUAGAAUCCCACAAAACAAUGUUCCAGAAUCCCAGACAAAGCCCAGAAAGCCACAAGAUGAUGAUCCAGAACCCCUGAAAAAACAAAAGUUCCCACAAAGGAAUGUGCUAGUACUUCUGAGUGAUGUUCCAAGCCCUGUGUCAGAGGAUGAGGAGGAGAGUGUCUGCAGUGCCAGAGGACACAAGAGGACAAAGAGGGAUACUGUUUCUAGUUCUGCAGACUACAGAGCUGGUGGUGGUCUUGGCAUGGAUCGAGCAAGCAGCAGCGGUCUGGGGGCUGGGGAGGCCGCUGCUUUCCUGAACCGCACAGACAGAGAUUCCUCUUCUUCUCCGGACCUCAGCCAUGGUAGGUCCACCAUGGUGUCCAAACCCACAGUACAGAGAAAGCAGCAAGAGCAGAAAUUGUCUUCCACAACUUGUCAAAUUUUUCAAGGGCAGAGAGAAAAUUGUCAGAGCCUUUCGUCUGAGCGGGCCCCUUCUAGCUCCAGUAAUUGCUCCUUCCUCACAGAUCUGUUAGGAGACGCCUCAAUCCUUGACGAUUUAUUAAAACCCAAAUCCAGGGGGGCACAACAGAGGAGCACCUCAAAAACACCACCUUCAUCCUCCUCAGUGUCAGUAAGCACACGUCUCCCCACAUCAUCCAGAAUCACUCUCAAUACUGAUUCUGGUUCAGACCCUCUGCCUUCUCCAGCCUCUCACACACAAACUACACACCCAGCGAGUACACCAGUGCAGGCUUCAAAGCACUGUCACAAAGACUUCUGGGAUAUCCUGAAUGAGGGUAAUGAGGAGAGUAUCAACAGGUUAACAGACCCUGCAGAAGUGCAGAGAGUUUGCAUCUCAGCCAGAGAUAGGUCUGGAGAAGAACAGAGCAGGAGUCUCUGGAAGACUAAUGAGAAAUUCCUGUGGAAAAAAUAAAACAGAAGAGACAUUUUAGGUUGUUGUUUUUUUUCUGGUUUAAAGGAGAAAUGUAUAAAAAUCUAAAUAGGGCGAUCUAAAUAGUAAAUGUGUAUUUUGAUGAUCAGGUAAUUGACUGCAUUAUAAAAGGACAGAAAAUGAUAUUUUCCCAGGGACAAAAAUGAUGUCAUUGUGUUGCUGCAAAUUCUUACAUUUGAGAAGCUAUCAAAUCAUUAGUAUUUUUGCUUUGAAAAAAGUAAAAAAUAUUUUAAAUUCCCAGCAAUUAAAGUGGGAUAUCGAACGUG